Molecule: messenger RNA, 1223 nt
Organism: Nothobranchius furzeri (turquoise killifish)
Lineage: Eukaryota; Metazoa; Chordata; Actinopteri; Cyprinodontiformes; Nothobranchiidae
Product: sialidase-3
Biological process (GO): ganglioside catabolic process; oligosaccharide catabolic process
Cellular component (GO): intracellular membrane-bounded organelle; membrane; cytoplasm
Molecular function (GO): exo-alpha-sialidase activity
Source: RefSeq, a predicted model, not a curated record
CCUACAAGCAAUGGAAUAUAACUAAGCUGUUCGAUCAUUUUCCACAGCAGCGAUGGACGUUCCUGUCUUUAAGAGGUGGGUCUACCAGACUCCUGCUUUAGUCUACAAAAGAGAAAGCGGCACUCUUCUGGUCUUUUCAAGUGUGACAGCUGGUGGAACAAGUAGAAAGCUGCUUAUGAAGAGAGGAGUCGUGAAAAAAUCAUCAGAUACUUUGUCACUAGAGUUUGACCAGAAGAAAAUGGUGAAAGAAGCCGACCUACCCGGACACAGCUCCAUCAACCCCUGCCCAGUGUUUGAUGAAAAGGAGAACAAACUCUUCCUGUUUUUCAUCAUCUCCAGUACUGAACAGCAGCAGGAAGAACACCCCUGUCACAAGACUCGUCUAUGCUACUUAACAAGUGACAAUUUUGGAGAAAGCUGGAGUGAAGUGACUCAUCUGACUGCAUGUCUGCCUGAACACUGCGUCACUUUAGCAAUCGGACCAGGACAUGGCCUUCAAACGAAAAACGGACGACUGAUCAUCCCGACGUAUGCUUGCGUGGAUGAAAACCCUGCUGAUGACAAACCCGUUCCACAUGCAGUCGCCUUGUAUAGUGACGAUGGAGGAGAAAGCUGGCAGUUUGGCAGUUUGAUUCAAGAUAAAUCAGCUGGGUGUCAAAUGGCAGAAAUUUGGGGAGAAGAAGGCAGGCUCAUCUACUGCAAUGCUUCUAACGAGAGCGGGCGACUGGUGGAAGCCUUCAGUAAGGAUAAUGGAGACACGUUUGUCGUAUCUGAAGGUGGGAAGCUUACCAACACACCUUCAGGCAAUCAGGGAAGUUUGCUCUCUUUACCAGUUCAAAAUGCAGCUGCAGUAAGAAGUGAUGCAAGCUGCACCCUAAACCAGUGGCUGCUCUUCACUCAACCCAACAGUGCAGGAACGGAGUUGAGAGUGUAUGUGAACAAAACUCCAUCUGAUCCAAAUGCCUGGACUGCACCCUGGAUACUCAACAGAGGACCCAGUGGCCACUCAGACAUGGUUUACCUCGGUGACGGCUGUAUUGCAUGUAUAUUUGAGACCGGGGAGGAUGAAAGCAUCGACAGUGUUGCCAUGAAGAUCUUCUUCUUCUCUGACAUCAAGCCCAACACUGAAGAUAAAACAAAUGGGCGCCCCUGCAUGAUUAUGUAGACCAGUUAGGUCUACUCCUGAUAUUUGUUGAUUAAAAAUUGAUUUCACCAUAACAAAA